GAAGAAUUUGAGCACACUUCCUUGAAAAAUAGGAUAGUUUCACCGUUACCUGAGCAAAAGCUAUCUUUACCAUCUCGGAAUGGACUCAGGGACAGUGGUCGACGUUCAUGAUGGAGAGAACGAUGAAGAGGAAGACGAAGAUGAGAGUAAAAAGAAAGAGGAAGAGGUGCACUACGAGUGGGAGUCAGAGCUGGAAGAAUACGACGAGCCCGACGUGUACCCCUCAGAAAAGGAUUACAAGUGGGUGGAGGAGGUUGUCGAAGUAUUGGAAGAUGAAGCCAAGUCGGAGAAGGAAGAGGCCGAGCACAAAGAGGACGCCCAGAAAGAAGAAGGAGACGAAAAAAAUAAAGAAAAGAAAGACGUACAGAUUGAGGAGGAAAAGGAGGGCGAAAAACCCGGAGAAGAGAAAGUGAAAGAGGGAGAGGAAAAGAAGGAGGAAGGAGGGGAAGAAGAAGAUGAUGAACACGAUGAUGUCUUUGUUCAGAGCGCGCCAGAGGAUGAGCAAGCCGAAGAUGAAGAAGUUAAAGGACCUCCCAAAAAGAAAUUCAAAACAGUAUUGGUUAGAAAACUCAUAGAAAGACCUCCAAAAAUCCACUACGAGCCAAGCGAGGAAAGAAAAGAAGAAUGUACUGACGAUCCAUUCUUUUAUCGAAUCAAACCUUUUGACAUGAUUUAUUCCUUCGGUUACGAUUGCCAACGCAUGGCUAAUUUGCACGUUUUAGACGAAGAAACUCUCAUGUUCAUGUCGGGAUUUGUCCUUACAUUCUUUAAUCACGAGACGAAACAAAAGACACAUCUUCGUUGUCUUGGGGGCUCUAGCUUCGGGGCUCUUGCUGUACACCCUAGCAGGAAAUUAUUUGCAGCCGCGGAGAAGGGAACAUCCCCAGCGAUCGGCAUUUGGUCCUGGCCAAAGCUUCAGCUUUUCCGGAAACUCCAAGGCGGAACGGGAACAGUGUACGCUUCCGUCAACUUCAGCCCUGAUGGGAUACUUCUGGCUUCGCAAGGUGGCGAACCAGAUUAUUUAAUUACCGUCUGGAACUGGUUGCGGGAGACUCCCAUACUAAGAGUGAAAUCCCACGCACAAGACGUGUACAGAGUUACGUUCUCCAAGGAGCUUGCCGGAAAUCUGACAACAUCAGGUCUGUGUCAUAUCAAAUUCUGGAAGAUGGCGCACACAUUCACAGGUCUCAAAUUGAAAGGGGAUAUUGGUCGCUUCGGAAAGACAGAGCUGUCGGAUAUCGAAGGGUACGUUGAGAUGCCCGAUGGCAAAGUUGUAAGCGGCAGCGAAUGGGGAAAUCUUCUGGUCUGGGAGAACGGUCUCAUAAUCGCUGAAAUUUGUUCUAGGGUUGACUACCCGUGCCACCUAGGUAUCGUCCGUCAGAUUGUUCUUAACGACGGAGAAUUUCUGACCACGGGGCAGGAUGGAUGGGUAAGGACGUGGAACUUCGACGCCAUAGACACAGCUGAGAUUCACACAACUGAGGAAAGUCUUAAAGUUCCUUUGAAGGUCGUGGCCGAAGUUCAGGUACAUGAAAACUCAGACUUGUGGUACCUUGUAAAAAAUGACUCUAGCGGUCACAAGACUCCUUACAGCUUCUGGUUUGCCCAAGACGGAAAAGGAUUCAUUUGGAAAGUUGACCUUUCAUUCCUUUUCACAGCAAAAGAGCCAAGCUUGGUGAUGACGGCACAUGGCGGAGCUAUUGUCGGUUGUCGACUCUCUGCAUUAACGUGUCUAAUGGCAACAUUGGGAGAGGACGGACAGAUUAGAGUGUACAACUAUAUUACCCAAGAACUCGUAGCGUCUCGGACUUUCAAUGCUCCCGGUACCUGCCUAUUAUGGCCUUCUUUCGAGUUUGACUCCAGCUGCGCCACAUUAAUAGCAGGUUUCGCAGAUGGCGUUUUAAGAAUAUUGUCUCUCUCUGGAAAACCUUCUGACACUGAUCUCCCGAUGUCAAUAAAUUUGGAGGUUGUAUCAAAGCCUCAUUCUCGAAAUAUCACUGGCAUGGCUUUGGACAAACGAGAAGAGUUCCUGGUGACAGGAGGGGUGGACGGUACCAUUUUCUUUUUCAACGCUCGGGAGCGUUUUGAGCCAAUGACAUUCAUCAGCAUGCCAGAGUAUCUGCCAGUUCACGACGUCCAGUGGGUGAACAUAAAUUCUUUUGAUGACGAAAGAAAAAAAGUCUUGGUGGUUCUAGAGGGUGCUGUGAUCCAAGAGGUUCUUGCGCCUAAGUUAGAAGAGAUUGACAAUACAACUUCGUACUUCUUUGCUGAAGAAAAAUUAUUACGAAGAUUUGAUUUCAAAAGCGUGAAGUCAAAGCUUAGGCAUGACGAACAGUUGAAGAAAGAACAGCGUGAAGAAGAAGAAAGGCAAAAAGUAAUCGAAGAAGAAAACAGGAGGAAGGUUGAAGAUGGCGAAGAAACACAGGAAGAACAGGAUCUCCGUUUGCUGGCGGAGGCGGAAGCAAACGAAGUUGAAACGAAACGCAUUGCAGAGGAGAGGAAAAAAUGGCGACCGUACAUUCCUCCAGAACCAAGUCCAAUCUUAAUUUUGCAGCAAUCGCCUAUUCAUGAAAAUACGUUGAUAUUAUCUCUUGGCAAGUAUGACACUGGUUACCUUUAUGUCGUUCAUUUGCAGGACAAGGAGGAGAAGGAAGCUAAUGGAGCUCAAGCGGGGGAACCAGUUCUCGCAAUUCCAAUCAUAGAGUCCAAUGAUGUCCCUGUGACGACCAUAACGUUGUCUCAGGAGGGGGAUCAAAUGUUCAUGGGAUUUGAAGACGGCAGAGUCCGUCUGCAGCAGCUUAUUUUUCCUUAUGAACUAGAAAACCCCGGGCCUCAUUGGACAGAGGGAAUCCACGACUGCGUCAGAGGCAGUGUCACGGCACUAGCCCUAGAUAAAGACGAUGCCUUUUUUGUGACUUGUGGCAGAGAUGGCAACUGUUUUCUUUUUUCCCUCCUAAGCAAAGAGGACCAAGAUGAGCUCAGACAGAAAUUUAAACUUCCCGAUUUUGCUGUGAAAGAACAGAAUAGAGAAGUUCGUGAUGUUAUAGACCGUGAUGCCCUCACCCUGGAAACGCUGAAAAAUGUCGCAAAAGAAAUGGCUCUAAUGGCACAGGCAAAGAAGAACAAAGCUGCUAAAAGAGAAGAAAUUGCUCGCUUGCGCCUUUGGUAUGGGGAACUUGUCAAAAGAAACAACGAGCUACCUGAAGAUGUACGUUUGUCACGAGUUGAAUUGACAAUCACUAACGAUGGACAGAUCCUGAAAGAAAAAGAGUUUAAAGAAGCUCGGGAGGAAAUUACUAAAGUCAUGGCAUGGGAAUGUGAAAAGUGUUCUGUCAGCUUGAAUAAGCUGAAAAACCAUUUCAAAGAUGUUGUUCACUGCAAUCUGUUUGUGCUUAAAGCAUUUAACUCUGACAUUGAAUUGAGUUCUUUUCGAAUUCCCGAAUUUCCGGAUUUUUUUGAAGAUGCCAAAGACAAAGUUUUGAAUCAGAGAACUCCAAAACCGAUAGAUUCAGAGGUCAUGGACGACGAAGGGUCGCCUCGUGGGAGCAGUAAUCUAGACAUGGAGCCUUGUCCUGUUCGAAAGAAAGGCAUGGACAAGUUUGUUUACAAAAAAAUGGUGAGGCUCUGGGAGAGAAGACAGAAAAAAGUCCACCGGCAGAUGGAAUGGAAUGACUUUCUCAAAACUGAACCGACGGACGACGACCUUAGAGAAGAAGAAUAUGCCAUCAACGAUGCAAGGCUUAACAUGGGAGAUAUGAAACUGAAAACGGCAGCUGACUAUAAGGUACCUCCUGAGAAAAAGCUGACCACUCACCGAGCUCGCAAAAAAUUGGUUUUGUUAGAAGAGACAAUGUUCAACAUGCACAAUGAUUUCAAUAAUGAAAUGAAAAAUCUCAGGCAGCAGAAAAUUUGCCAUCUGGCCCAAAUAGAGAAAUUCAAACAGCUUCUAUUUAAAAGUCAGAAAGAUCUUCCUGAGGACGAGAUAAAACGCCUUUCGUACAUUAGGCCUCUCAGUCCAGAAGAAGAUCCAGACACGUCAUUCAGUUACACGAAACAUGACGUCAUCGCUUAUAAACAGACUCUAGAUAUGGAAGCAGAAGUGAAAAAGGUCCCAUCGCUCUCGGCUCAAAAAAAGCCAACAGUUCCUCCGCCUCAAAAGAAAAGGCCUAUGACAAGAAGGAAGUCAAGUGUGGGCCUUACUCCUGUCUUGAAAAUGGAGCCAAGACAUGUAGUAGCAAGAGAAGAAAGAGACAUUGGGAGCUAUGUGGAGAAAAUAAGUUGUAAACCCUCCCCUCUGGAAGUGCAAAUAGUAUCUGCCAAGCUCACUACUGCACGUUUCAACCAAGACUAUUACAUUGAGCUGAUAGAAAAAGAAAAGUUCGCCUUCGACGCGAAACUGAAACUGUUGCGACACAAGAAAGUGAAGUUGGAUUAUCUUCUCAAAGUCGCCGACGCUCGGAUGGUUCUCCUAACAAACGAGUUCAUUCUUGCUCGAAACAACGAAGCGAUGGAGAAGUAUAUAGAGAAAUGUAUGCUUAAGGCCAGCAAAGAGAAGAAAGAAUGUUUACUAGAGCUCAAGGUCCUCAACAAAAAACUAGAUAUGAUAAAAAAGAACCUGGAUUCUAUCACAAAGCAAAGAGCAUCUCUCCUGAACGAAGUUCUGAAUAUAGCGACAAAGGCUCCAUCCUUCGAGAAGUACCUUAUCCGAGUAUUUAAGAAAAAAAUAUCCAAGAAGAAAGAAAAAGCUGAGGGGUCCUCUGAUUCGGAUGACGAUUCGGACGAUUCAGAGGACAGUGAUGAUGACAGCGAUUUAAUCAUGGACGAAGAUGACGAGGACGACGACGGCCUGGAUGUAGACCUCCCCCCGUCCGAGUUGAGUAAGGAGAUCUACGACUCUGUCAUAGAGGUGAGGACUCGUAGAGUGAACGUCGACGAGCUGGAAGAGGCUGCCAAAGCUGUCUACGACGAGACGAACGCCGCAAUAAACAGUCUGAAGAAUCGAAUUGCCAGCGCCGACGUGGAGUUUGAUAGCUCUCGUAAGAAGCUGGACAAAUUCGUGAAAGAAAUGCAAGAAAAGCAGAACGGUAUAGACGUGGCCAUUUCUGUGAAGAAGCAUCAGAUCUAUUACAUGGCCGCUGACAUGGAGGAGGCGCUGAUCACAGAGAACUCAGCUAUCAACAGACUCAAGAGCCGGAUCCCGGAACUGGAGACUGAGAAAAAGCAGCAGAAGGCAAAAGUGCAGGCGACGAAGAGGACGUUCUCCCAGCUCCAUCGCAACAAACUGAAAUUCCUGGACAGGCUAGAAGAAAUGGAUAAAACCUGCGAUGAAGAAAUGAUGAAGAAAUUUGGAGCUAUUAGACCCAUCGACGUGUUAGAAAACUUCCAAAUCGACCCCGAAGUUACUGACUUGAAGAACGUUCUAACUGUUAAUCAGACAAAGGAUCUACGAGAGCUCUGUGAUCUACGCCUAGAGGAGAGGCACCUGAGGGAUACCGAUCUGCGGCAAACCAUACGACAGAACGAGAAGCUGCACACAAAGGCCAAGAUGCUCUCAGAUGUGUUCGAAAUGCAGAAACACAUGGAGGCUUACAUGAAUGUUUGCCCGAAAGAAGUGGAUAAUCUGCCCAUCAAGAACGAAUUACGAAGCUUGAGGAGACUUGUUUUGGAUCAAUGGCGUUCGAUCCACGCUCUAAACCUGGAGGUUGCGCAACUAACGAGCAGACCAAAGCAACCACUGCCUGCGAUCCAAAAGAAGAAUCCACCCAAGCUAUAGGGAUAGCUACAACAAUAAACUACUCGUCCCACGAGUGAGCAAUAUCGUCCAGAUUGGCAAGCAUUGGACUAAAGAUAGAUGACGACGUUGAUGAUGAUGCAUGUGCACUGUAUAUUAUUUAUUUAUUCAUUUAUUUAUUUAUCAAUUUACUUAUUUAUUUAUACAGGUAUUGGCGAUAUCCUGCAAUUUUGGUUUCGUAUCAACCUGCCGUAACUGGCAAUUUUAUUUUCGUGGAGUAGGGAUGGAAGUGGGUGAGUUAAUUUAUACCCGUUUAGAAGUUUUUUCAAAUUAAUGAUGAUCGCACGUUGUCGCUUCUUUACCAGAACAGGCAGCACUGGCCCUCUCGCGGUUCAAAUGAGCUUCCAUUGUCAUCAAGUUUAAGAUUAUUUUGCUUUGCAUUGUCGACCUUUAGAAAAAUAUCUUGGAUAUCAGUUUCUUGGGUCAAUUAAAUAAGGAUUUAUUAAGUAAAAAUUGUUGCAAAAAUAUGAAAAGAUGGGUAAGUUUUCUGGACGCUAAGGGAUUUUAAUUAAUUCAUUUAUUUAAUUGUGCAGUGUUGGGGGCUUGGCAUGGUACUGUUUGUAUUUUUUACACCCCGAAAGAUAUGACAUUGGCAUCAAUUAGAAUCUUGAAUUUGAAAAAUGAAUAAUAGAAUAAAUCUUAAAUGCUGCACGAGAUUUCGAUCAAAACGACAGUUCCAUAAGCACAUGUGUACUGUCGUCAAUUAAUUGAUGUGUGCUUUUAAAGGAGAAUGAAUAAAGUAUAAUGU
Molecule: messenger RNA, 6539 nt
Organism: Aplysia californica (California sea hare)
Lineage: Eukaryota; Metazoa; Mollusca; Gastropoda; Aplysiida; Aplysiidae
Product: cilia- and flagella-associated protein 44
Exons: 5
Coding region: 80-5773 (1897 amino acids)
Molecular function (GO): protein binding
Source: RefSeq, a predicted model, not a curated record